AUGGGUUCGGAGCUCGGUUCUGGAACCAGGAGAUCGCUGUUGGUACGAAAUCUUAGCGAACGCGGUGGACCGGGUAAACUAAGACCAUUUUGGGAGAACAACAUCCACAUUGUGGUCAAGCGGCGUGGUUCCAAUAGUCCCGUCUACGAAGUUGAGUCAGAGAAAAGAGAUGGAAAGAAGGGAGUUUUACAUCGCAAUCUGAUUCUCCCUUGUGACUAUUUGCCUGCAGACAACCACAAGGACGCUCCACGACGACCCACAGCCCCUCGACAACCACGACAACCACCACCCAGGAUCACACCCGAUGAUGAUGAUGAAACGUCCAGCGACGAAGAGUACCCCGAUGUGGCGACUAGUUCCGCUCCAACCGAAACUUGUUCAACCCCUCUUCCCAAAAAGAUAACUCCACCGGAUCAAGGUCAAUUACCUCCGAAUGAAAUUGUCCUAAACGAACUAACCCAAGAAGACCCACCACCUGAGGCUCCUGUUGGUGAACCCCCAAACCCCGAAGAGAACCCUGCUCCUGACGAGAACCCUAUCCCUGCUGAAGCAGUUCCCUUACCUGAAAACUUAAGACCUCAACGCACACGACAGCCACCGGAACGACUAACGUAUUACAAUCCUGGCGAACCUCUUGGGGUGUUUUCGAUUGCAGCACCAUCUCCCCAGCAUCCCUUCCCCCUUAACCAACUCAACCCCAACAUCAGACCUCCUGUUUAUCAUCACCCGCAGCAUGUUCCUUUCCACUACCCUCAACUUUUUCCAGGAUCCCCUUUCCUACCGCUACAAACAUCCGCUUUCCUUAACCCAAUUCCACCAUUCCCUGAGCAUACACCACCAAUGAUGAUGAUGCCACAACCAAUCUACUAA
Dendronephthya gigantea is the source of this 870-nucleotide messenger RNA. Its product is annotated as proline-rich receptor-like protein kinase PERK9. Lineage: Eukaryota; Metazoa; Cnidaria; Anthozoa; Malacalcyonacea; Nephtheidae. The transcript has a single exon. The coding region runs from base 1 to 870 and encodes 289 amino acids. The record is from RefSeq and is a predicted model, not a curated record.